AUGUUGAGUUCAGAGCUCGAUCUCGGCUAUUUUGAACGGUUAACGAUCGAGUCGCGUGUCGCCGAGGUCAUCGAGCAACUCUAUGCAAGCCCUCAACUCCGACAAGUCUUUCGCCUUAAUGGAAAUGUGGCCUUCGAAAACCAUGCGAACACAUUGACGGACAAAUCAAACAUAGUUGCCGAUAUGGGAUCCCUAAGCUUGGCGCAGGAACAACCGCGUCGCUCAGGGCGAUUGACCGCGAAGCAGUCCCAUAAGUCUCGACUACCGCUCCCGGCUCAGCCAGUUGUGAAACACCAAGGGCUUGCGCCGCAAAAGCCUUCUCGACCCCGAGCGGACCAGUUUUGUGUGUACAACAAAGGCCCCGAGGAAAAGGUUCCGGCCUUCAUUGUCGAAUACAAAGCGCCACAUAAGCUCACGCUCGCUCAUAUAAAAGCGGGGCUUCGGGAAAUGGAGUUGGACCAGGUGGUCCGUUAUCAGGAAGCUGAGAAGCCAGAAGAAACUUGCCAACGCGUUGUGGCUGCAGUCAUCACACAGGCAUUUUCCUACAUGAUCAAUGGCGGGAUGGAGUAUGGAUAUGUGUGUACUGGCGAAGCAUUUAUAUUUAUUCGUGUUCCACACGACGAUCCUUCCACUGUAUACUAUUAUCUAUCAGUGCCGAGAGAAGACGUUGGUGAUACAACUGGAUGGACCGGUAACCCAAGUGACGAUAACAGAUUACACUUGACAGCACUCGGCCAGGUGUUGGCCUUUACCCUCCGUGCUUUGCAAACACCGCAACGGGGUAUCCAGUGGCAAAACUGGGCAGCGAACAAACUGGACAGAUGGGAAAUGGUAUAUGACGACCUUUGGGCUGAAAUAUCGGUGCUGGAUGUGCCCUCUUCAGUAUUCAAAUCCCCACAGAGCAGAAGCAAAUACUGUCGUGUGUCUCCUGUCAAGACACGAUCAAAGUCUACUAUUGCAGGUUUCUCGUCCUGCACUCCGUUGGAAGCUCGGAGCUCAUCCGAGUCUGAUGAUUCCCCCGACGGAUCUGACCCAAACACCCCGAGUCGACAGCCCCAGGCUUCUCGCUUCGCCGAUUCUUCAGCCUUGUCGCCAUCAUCAGCCGCAACAAUGCCACGAGAUGGAUCUUACUCAAAGGGCAAGUCUCGCCAGUAUUGUACACAACGGUGCCUCUUAGGCUUGGUCACAAGAGAAACAUUGGAUCAAAAAUGUCCCAAUGUGCUGGAUCAUGGAGUUGGUCGACAUACAAUCAGUCAGGCGACACUCAUUCGUCUCUUGGAUCGGCAACUUUCCCGACAUGACCCGCGGCCUGAUUUGGAUAUAGGAUGUGAGUCCUUGCAUAUUCAUGGCACACGCGGAGCCCUUUUUAAAGUGACCUUGUUGUCUCAUGGGUAUACUUUCGUUGGCAAAGGUGCGCCUAUCGAGUUCGUCGAACACGCCCAACAUGAGGAGUGCGUGUAUUCGCGUCUUCGUCCAAUACAGGGGGUGCACGUGCCAGUUCUACUAGGUGGCCUAGCUCUCCGUCAACCAUUCUCUUACGACGGCAUCGCGGAGAUUGUGCAUUUGAUGUUGAUGGGCUAUGCGGGCGGUACGCUGGCUAAGCGACACGGAAUCGAUCAAAAUUGGCUAAUUCAACAAGCCGAGAUCUCGCUACAUGCUAUUCACGGACUAGGCGUGCUCCAUAAUGACCCAAUCCCCGGGAACACGGUCUGGAAUGAGGACAGUGGUCGGGUAAUGUACAUUGACUUUGAGCGGGCGCAGUUCCAAGACAGACGAGCUCCACUGGAAUCGAUGUCGCCAAAUCAAAAACGCAAGCAAGCGACCCAGUCAUGGGGAAAGACUCCUAACAAGCGCUCUAGUUGCUUUGAUCGUGAAACUCGGCGCAUGAGGCAAGCCUUACGAUGGUAA
Messenger RNA from Penicillium hordei, 1908 nucleotides. RefSeq lists its product as uncharacterized. The coding region runs from base 1 to 1908 and encodes 635 amino acids. The transcript has a single exon. The record is from RefSeq and is a predicted model, not a curated record. NCBI's taxonomy places the organism in Eukaryota, Fungi, Ascomycota, Eurotiomycetes, Eurotiales, Aspergillaceae.